AUGACAGACAUUGUUCAGUGUAGGAUGUGCCAUAUCCAGUUUCCAGGAGAGAGGUGUUCCAGAGGCAGAGGGAUAUGCACUGCAGCAGAAGAUGAGGGUUGCAUGACUGGGAGGAUUUUCAAGAAAGAUGGGACUCUGUGGUUAACCUUCAUGGGCUGCCUGAAAAACUGUGCUAAUGUGGACAAGAUAAAAUGGAGUGUCUACUGGGUGAAGUUCAGAUGCUGCAGGGGCUAUGACUUAUGCAAUGAAAUCCUAUAG
This is a messenger RNA of Ailuropoda melanoleuca (giant panda), 258 nucleotides long. It is a transcript of the gene PATE1, whose product is annotated as prostate and testis expressed 1. Lineage: Eukaryota; Metazoa; Chordata; Mammalia; Carnivora; Ursidae. The record is from RefSeq and is a predicted model, not a curated record. The transcript has 2 exons. The coding region runs from base 1 to 258 and encodes 85 amino acids.